This is a messenger RNA of Melanaphis sacchari, 736 nucleotides long. RefSeq lists its product as uncharacterized. Lineage: Eukaryota; Metazoa; Arthropoda; Insecta; Hemiptera; Aphididae. Bases 249 to 575 code for a protein of 108 amino acids. The record is from RefSeq and is a predicted model, not a curated record. The transcript is spliced from 4 exons.
GGUUAUCGUGUCAUAGCGCAGAUGCGAAACUGCGCCCCCGUAGAACUACCGAAAUAAUAUUAUUCUUUGAUAACCCGCAGAGGCCUCAACGACAGAUUGUCCGCAGUCAUCCGAAUUCUUCGUCCGCUACACCCGUCGCCGGCCCAACGAUUCAACGUCUCAGCAUACAUCGACGUGCUACAACCGAGGCCAGCACACGCCAUUAAACACACAGCCAUCGUUGCAGUACUGUCGCUGGACCAUUAAUCAUGCCUGGUAUUGUAUCAAAGUCCGAUAAAACGGCCGAGGACAAAAACGCCGUCACUCAUGUUUUCCGCAGAGUAAGGAUUUCCUUGGCUCGAGAACCAUCUAACCUCUCAAAUGAAGAGAUCAUGCAACAUCCCGAAAUGUAUAGGUUAAUGAAUUUCCUUGAAAGUAUGCCGGUAGAAGAGCGAAUUCUUGAAUUUUCUGCUCUAACUCCCGAAGAAGAACAAGAAUACUUGACACAAAAAAGAAUUCGCGAAACCGAAGAAGCUCGUAGACUUCGUGAAAUGGAAGAAGAUCGCAAGAAUUACUUGAACCGAUUCUUUCGUUAAGAUAUCUUUUAAAUCAUAAAAAUUCCAGCAACGACCUAUUCAUACCUACUUACCCAGGAGUAAUCUACUUCGUGAAUCAUAACUGUGUUUUUUUAUUUAAUUAUUAUUGUAACUUUUUUUUUUAAAUUAAAUUAAACAUUUAUAAAAUAGUAAAUUAUUAG